ACUCAAAAUGUCAUUGUCACCGACACAGAUGGUUGCUUUUCGUAUUUGAAAGUAAAGAAAGGUUGAUAUACAGCCUAAAAAGGCAUAAAAUACAAAGAUAUUUACAAAAAACAGUAUAUCAAUUUAUUUCGCAAACUAGGAAACAAUAUCAUGGCUAUGCAUUCAUGAACUCGGCAUUCAUCACGACUUGAGGUGAUGUUGUUGUGAUUGUAUCUUCACGAAGCCAAAUAUGUCAAGCAAUUCUUUGCUGUUCUCCAUAAACACUGAGGGUAAAGUGUAUGCGUUAUCAACGAGUGGAACAUGUUGGCGAGAGUUCAUGUACCUCGGGCUGGAGUUCAAGACGCUGUCGGCGGUGCCGCACUUCCUGUGGGCCGUCGGCGGCGACCGGCAGACCUACCUGCACGUGCACGGGCUCGAGAUACCCAUCCGGGUCAAGGAGGAGGCCUAUGAGAACGAGAGGUGGCUGCCUCUCGAAGGAUUCAGCAGCAGACUUCUGCCAACAGAUAGGUAUCACUUCUCAUCCCAGGAUGGAACACUGGACCGGUCCAUCAGCCGCAUCCGCCUGCCGUCCAUGGCGUGGCAGUGGGAGGGGGACUGGCAGCUGGAGCUCACCCUCGAUGGACAACCACUAGACCAUGACGGCUGGAGCUAUGCUGUGGACUUCCCCGCACAGUUUGGACCAACCAAACAGUGGAAGUCUUGUGUCAGAAGAAGGAAAUGGAUAAGGUACAGAAAAUUCAGUGCCAUGAACUCAUGGUGCGCUAUAGCUCCACUGCACAAGGACCCCACUCAGGAACCAUUUAUUGAUGUCAGUAUUGGGGGGAAUCAGAUGCCCUACUCCCAGCCAGGCUCCUUGUCAGUGUGGGCCAUCACUGCACAGGGCCGCGUCAUGUGCCGGGCCGGCGUCAGCACCACCUCCCCUGAAGGACUCAAGUGGACAAACAUCAGCAUUCCACCCAACUGUGAUGUGAAGCAGAUAUCAGUAGGUCCCACUGGGCUAGUGUGGGCAACACUGUGGAGUGGGAGGGCUAUCAUUAGAAAAGGUAUCACAAAGGACUGCCCAACUGGAGAAUCCUGGCUGGAGGUGAAAUCACCAGAUGACACCAAGCUCUCAGUCAUAUCUGUGGGGCACAAUGCAGUGUGGGCCGUGAGCAGUGACACCAGAGUGUGGUUCAGGAAGGGUAUAGAGGGGAACACAGCAGGCACAUCUGAGAUAUCUGCACUGGGCACGGGCUGGCUGGAGAUCACUGGGAAUAUGAUACAUAUUUCAGUUGGCAUAAAUGAUCAGGUCUUUGCCAUUGGAGAGUCAGACAAGUGUAUUUACUGGCGUAGCGGCAUCACCCAAGCAGAGCUGACAGGCAAGAGGUGGAGGAUGGUGCAGGCCAACAUGCAGCUGAGCCGCACCUCCAGCUCCGCCAGCGUGGUCUCCAAAGACAAACAUUCUAGUCUUAGCACUCUCAAUGAGCCCCUGGAGCUCAAGUCUAACAUCAACUUGCACCAUUCCUGGGAAGAGUCCCACUCAGCCCCAAUAGAACACACUUUACCAAUUAAGCCUCCAAAAGAUAAGCAUACUAAAGGGAAUGCAGUUGUAGAAAACAUGGACAUGACAGGAAAAAGUUAUGAAACCACCUUGAAGAACCCCAGAGCAUGGAGUCCUGUGCGAAGUGUCGGCUCAGUGGUCGGCAUGGAGGCUCACCCUGACAGUGACAGCAGUGUGUUUGACCAUGACUCUGGCAUGUACUUUGAUGAGGAGGUGAGUCAGACAGCUUGGGGCACAAGUGAUGCUGCCUGGACAUUUGUGGCUGCAGGAGCAUGCACCAUAGACACAGUACAAGUGCCUCAUUGGUUCACAGACUCACACAAUGUCUGCAACACAGAUCUGUCUGCCAAGUGGAGAUGCGACAUAUUAGAUAAACUAAAGAUGAGGAAUAACUAUCAGUCACUUGAUUUGUCCAACUAUGGAGUGGCAGUGGAAGAGAAAGGAUGGACCAGAAGUUCAGAAUCUAGACUUAUAGACUCAAAUAAUUCUGGUGAAGACUGUAUUCUCUCCCUUUACUGGCAUUCCAUUGAGAACACUGGUACUUUGUCCGUGUUCAACCCAGCUGGGGCUAUCAAAUUCAUCUUGAACCUUUGUGAUGUCACCAGUGUAACUACAUCUUCAGAGCCUGGUAGCCCAAGAAUCACCUUAAGUAUUCCAAGACAACGCAAAGAUUCAAUCACAAUACAGUUCAUAUCUGAACAGGAACAAGAAGAAUGGAUCAAUGUGUUGGUGGACAUCAUCUCUCAGAUCAACGGCCUCUCGGGCAGGCCGUCGGCCGCCGCGGUGUGGGCGGUCACCGGCGCCGGCGACGUGCUCAACUGGGACCCCCUCCCCGCCAAGCAGAACCAGACCUCCGACCAAAACGGCAUUUACACCAAAGAAUUUCAAGUAUUCGGAAAAGACAUGGUGUCCGGCUUCUCGUCGGUGCUGCACAACAACUUCCCCCACGGGAGCUCGCUCAAAAUGAACGGCAGUUUAUUCGACGAAAUCAGACGAUUCAGCGUCAACCUUCAAGGGCCGGAAGUGAAGAAACAGAGACAUAAAGUAGAGACGGAAAUAAGUGAGAUUCCGUUUCACUUCAACGUGCGGUUCGACGAGAGCACGGUGGUGUGCAACUCGAAGAUCUUCGGCGGCUGGGGCCAGGAGGAGCGGCACGCGCUGCCGCUGGCGCCGGGGCAGGAGUUCUCGCUGCGCAUCGUCUGCGAACCUCAGGGCUUCCGCGUGCUGGUGAACGAGCGCAAGUUCUGCUUCUUCGAGCACCGGCUGGGCCCCGAGUCCAUCACGUGCGUGCAGGUGAAGGGGCCGCUGAAGCUGUACAACAUGGAGUACAGCACGAGCAGCGUGAUCGUGGGCCCCGAUGAGAUGGUGUGGCGCGCGAUGGGCGGCUACCUGCGGCGCGUGGAGGGCUGCGGCGACGUGGUGUGGGGCGUCACGCACGACCACCGCGCCUGGGUCUACAGCGGCGGCUGGGGAGGCGGCACUUUGAAAGGUCUCGGCAGCAACGACGGCAUAAUGCCGAUGACGGACACGCAGACGUACUGCGUGUACGAGAACCAGCGCUGGAACCCGCUGUCGGGCUACACCAGCACGGGGCUGCCCACGGACCGCCACAUGUGGAGCGACGCCACCGGCCGCCACAAGCGCACCCGCGAGCACACCAAGCUCGUCUCCAGGCAUUGGCACUGGAUAUCAGAGUGGAUGAUAGACUACAGCACCCCAGGCGGCGUGGACGCGGACGGCUGGCAGUACGCCACGGACUUCCCCGCGCCGUACCACGGCCGCAAGGUGUUCACGGACUGCGUGCGCCGCCGCCGCUGGUACCGCAAGGCGCAGCUGGCCACCGAGGGGCCCUGGCUGAGGGCUGGGACUACGCCGCUGCUGGAUAUCUCUAUGUGGAGCAAUGGCGAUGAAAUAUCAGUGUGGGCGAUCACGUUAGGCGGAGAGGCGAUCUACAGGACCGGAGUCACUCCUUCGACACCAGCAGGAGUCCACUGGGAACAUAUCAACAGUCCUCAAACUUUGAUCUCGAUUAGUAUUUGUGAUAGUGUAAUUUGGGCAGUUGGAAGGAAAGGCGAGCUGUACUACAGGGAUGGGGUUACAGAAGAUAACAUUGCAGGUAAAACGUGGAAGCUAGUAGAAGUGCCGAAGCACAGCCACACGUUCGGGCACAAGGCGGCGAGUGGGGGCGCCAAGUCGGUGUCGCUGGCGCCGCGCGCCGCGUGGGUGCUGCUGACCUCGGGGGCGGUGGCGGUGAGGACCGAGGUCAGCCGGGAGGUGCCGCAGGGGAAGCAGUGGCGGUAUCUUACAGACAGCGACACAACCUUCAAGCAGGUCUCCGCCGGCCAACACGAGGUGUGGGCGGUGUGCGCGGGCGGCGCGCUGCGGCGGCGGCUGGGGCUCGGGGCCGACAGCGCCGCAGGGACCGCCUGGCAGACCGUGCUCAGUGCCGGCUUCGUGCAUGUGUCUACUAGGGGAUGUCCCGUGUAAGGGGUGGGGGGUUAUGG
This is a messenger RNA of Plutella xylostella (diamondback moth), 4044 nucleotides long. RefSeq names its product tectonin beta-propeller repeat-containing peroxin 23 (gene Pex23). The record is from RefSeq and is a predicted model, not a curated record. Gene Ontology annotation, molecular function: carbohydrate binding. NCBI's taxonomy places the organism in Eukaryota, Metazoa, Arthropoda, Insecta, Lepidoptera, Plutellidae. Gene Ontology annotation, cellular component: membrane.